UGCUCAUUCAUUCAUUCAUUCAUUCAUUCGAAAAAAAUUUUUGCGUGCUUUCUUGAAUUCGUCACUGACCAGUUACAACCUUUUGAAUUAGAUUGUCUUUCCGCUAUUGAAACAAGUUUAUCGUAGUCUUGAGUUCUUCGUCAGACGUAUCCGUAACAGUAACACAGUUGGACAUUGCGAUAACAUGUUUUAAACGAAGUUUUAUAAACAUCAGCGUUAGUGAGAAGGCAGGAAUCAACUAAAUAUGUUUUUAAUAUAUUGUUAAACACGAUUAAGUGAGUGAAUAUUCAGUGCUUGCUUUCUAUAUUAAUUGAUAAAGCAUUACUGAUAUAACUUCUUAAACUACUCUAAUUGCCAACGUUAUCGCCUCAAAAUUGAGGCACCUUCAGUUCUCAUCAAGUGACAAGUGGAUGCCUGUGGUAGUUAUGUAGUCCUUGGAUAGCGUGCACAGUGAGCCACAAUGUGACCUACCCCUGCAUAGUUUCUCUCAGGAUUACGAAUGUCCACGACAAGAUCACGCCAGAGAGGAAGAGGGAAUAUACUCCGACCGCCUCUUGUUUAAUGUGGAUCCAUUGCAGCCAACGAUACGACAGAGGACAACUGCGCUUCGUCUGUGUGUUGCUUGCAUCGUUCUGCAUAGAUUUUGUGAAAAAAAACCUUUCCAAAUUAGUCUAAGGAUUUAUUGUGGAGGGAAUAAUAUUUUACUUGAAAGAAGACAGCAUAAUCAUCAACGAGAGAAUUCAAGUACAUCAAAUCAAAGGUGUGGAUGUGUAUGAUACCUACCUAACUGAGUGAUUCCGUAACAUUGGGAUUUUGCUGAAAAAGAUUUGAAGUUUCAACCCUCUUCGUAUUACGUGACUGCGAGCUCCCACUACCUGUUACUGGUCCUCUCGAUUUGUUUGAGAACAGAAACUGAAAUCUAAUGAGGCUGAUACAAUAUCACAGCUAGUUUUGCUCUGAUAGCGUCAUCGGUACCAUGUGAAGUACAUAUUACGACCAUGAGCUCAGUAUCUGAUGGCAGUACUGUGGUAGGCCGUGUGGGGCGACUGGGAGCUGGCCUACUUCAUUACCAGGGUGGCGAUACCAUCUCCAGGCACGGCGCAGAAGUUACAGGAGUCAAGUCACAGAGGAGAGCUGACCAUUACACGGGUACUUCAGAUGUAGAAAGACGGGGAUCCGAGCGAGAAGGACGGUCGUCAAAGCCUGAGAACAAUGGGGGCGUUAACAUUGGAAGUGGUUCCCACAGAGCAGAGGGGUAUGGUGCGGAGACACCGGGCCGAAGGAGGUCACAGAGACAGGCAGAGGACGGAUAUUCUGACUGGAGGAAUGAUGCUGGGAAAAUGAACAGACAACGGAGUGUGGAGUCUGUGGAGCUUUCGAGGGAUGAUGGGAGACGAAAGCAGUCAAAUAGAGAUACACACAGAGAAGCACAUAGAGAGACACACAGAGACACACGAAGAGACUCGAAUCUCGAACGAGAUCCAGAGAGUUCGAGUGAGUACUCCCUGAGAAAACGCGACAGCACGUUGAAUAGCGUGGAGGACGGCAGAGGGGCUUAUUUAGAAAGCGACCAUCUGUCUUCGUCCCAUAGAGACAGCUCUAGAGGGCAGUCCCGGCAGGGUGAUUCCUUGUCGAGACGCAGGCGAGGACGCGAGGAGCAGCGAGGGGAUGGUCAGAGCGAGCACCGGGAAGCAAGACAUCAAUCACGGUCUCGCGGUGACAAUCGAGAAGAUUUUGGAGAGGCUCAUUACGGGAGAAACAGCCGUGGUCAGACACGGAGAGACGAGAAAGAUAUGCACUCUCGUGAGCGACGAAGCAGCUCGUCUGUGAGGGAUGAAGAGAGAGGUGAGGUGUCUCGUGGGUAUAGACGAAAUAGACAGUCGGUUGAAGACUUUAGUCGCCUUGAGCACAGAAAUCACGACUGUGACAGACCUCGGGGCGUGGAUGAAACAAGGACAUUGCCUAGGAAUAGUGGUCAUGGCGAGCGUAGAGAACGUAGGAUAAGUCAUUCCAGCUACAGGGACGACGGUGGAGAGGACGAUCAAGAAAGCUUAGUGUCGUACCGCAGUACACAGAGCCGCAAGCGCUCAGAGUCUCGUCAGAGUUUGCUGGCGGAUGAGGAUCUGGGAAACCAUCGAGGCUCUAGCUCCCGGUCUCGCCGCGACAGUCAGACAUCACAGCAUGGGGACAGACACCGACAUGCCGACGCUUCUAACGGGGGCCGAAGGCGCAGUCAGAUUUCUGUCUAUGAUGAGGGUUACAAUGGUCCAGGAGCUGUCCCUGACGCCCGUCUGGAAAACAGCUCUCUCAGACAUCGCGUUCAAUCUUCGGAUCGUCAUAAUAAAGACCACAGCGAGCAUACUCGACGACGUAAUGGGAACAAUCAUUCCCCUACACACCAGAGAAGACACCACAGCCAAGCUCGCUCUGAAAUAUCAUCGGACUACCGGAGGUCUUCUGUUGCGUCUGCCUCAGAACACAACUACUCCCGUGCUUCCAUGCCUUCGGGUCAACCUCGUUCCUCUUCCCCGAAGGAAGAACAUGAAGCCGUGACAAUUUCUUUCAGCAAGCCUGACAUCAACCUCAGUCGCCGCUCUUCUUCCUCCCGUUCCAACCAUGACACGGGAUUUGCUUCCUCUUCGUCCUCUCCCCGUCGGGACGAUUCACAGUCACGCUUUUCUGAUAUCUCCCCAUCUCGCUAUGGUGAGGAUGAUGGUCACAGGUCACGGCAUGAAGAAUCUGGGCGUCGACAUAGGGCUAAGAUGAUCAGCAACAGUAGUUUAGACGUACCUGGACACGUUCUACGCAAAGACUUAUCCCUGUCCUCUAGCGGGCGGGGGGAUUCGAGUUUCGAGGAAAAUUGCACAGAAAACAUUCCGGUAUGCGAAAUCAAAAAGGGCAGUGAGUAUCGCUAUAGUAAAAACUCUACAUUACCGAGAGAAUCUUCCGGAAACAGACGGUCUCGACAAGACAGUGAGACUAGCCAAAUGACUAAAUUGACUUCUUGUGAUGAUAAUCGACAUGACGGCAAGAAGCCCACUGAAAACCUCGUUAGAUCCAAGCAAAUCAGCCCAUCUACCACAGACAUAUCCAAAGAACAACGCGAAUCUCCAAAUGCUUUAUCGCGAGUAGAUGUCUCUGAGUCGGCCAGCUCGUCUUCCACUCUGAGGGGAGCAACUGGAAAUUUCGCCUCCAAGGCUUCCAUUGCGGGGAGCAUCUCUUCCCUUCUAGGCAGAGCCACCAAGGAUCAAACAGGCCGUACCAGUACAUCCGAAGAGACACCAGUGGCCACCUCCGUAGCUGACAAGUGGAGGCGACUCAAACAAGGGAUCAUUCCCGACUCCGGGUCCCCGUCCACCUUGUCUAGUGGCAAAGAAAGCGCUGCUUCUAUCAUAUCUGCGGCUGCAGCUCGGCUCAUGAGCUCGAUGCCGCCUAUAGUUCAAAACACAUUCCCCAGGAGAAUGUCUCAAACAAAUGGAGCUUCGAUGGGAGAGAAGACUACACCUGGGAAGAUAUCUGAACCCAGUACAUCUCCAAGAAAUGAAAGCAAUACUUUGCCAAAGAAUGAGAUUAAACCUUCCAUGACCACAAGUGACAGAUUAUCAAACAUAAAGAACGACGCAACAUCGUCUCAGGCCAGCCUGGCGACCUCAGUGCAGCAACCGAAGAGUUCCCAGAGACCAAGCGUCAUCUCGACGCUGUCCAAUCACAACAAGAGAGCUGAUGCCUACGCCGUAAUGACUGAGGAGAAAGACAGUCCAGAAUCAGAAGAGAGCGGCGAAAUGACGCCUCCACCCUUGGACACCGAGAUGAAGCGGAGGAGUAAAGAAGUGGACGCUGAGCUCACGUCCUUCCUCCCUGCUGAAAUGUCCAAGAGGGAGGAGAAGUUCCACGACGCAGCCAGGGUCAACGACGCGGCAGCCCUGAGAACUUUACUCAAAGAGAGGGUCAACGUCAACUGUCGGAACAGCUUGGACAGAACCGCUCUUCACUGGGCUGCCGCGAACGGGAACCUGGACGCUGUAGAAGUGCUGAUAGAAGCCAAGACAGAUCUCGAAGCCAAGGACAAGUACGGCAUGCGCGCCAUCUUGUGGUCUGCCUGGUUCGGUCACAUCCCUGUGUUACGGGCUCUGGUCAAUGCCGGAGCCAGCACCAGAGUCGCCAACAAGCAAGGGCUGGGCGUGCUUCACUGUGCAGCAGAAAACAAUCACGUGGCUGUCAUCUCUUUCAUUUUCGAGGCCUUAGAACCACACGACGUGAACCUGCGAGAUAAGAACGAGCGGACGCCAUUACACGCCGCUGCUGAAGGUGGGCAUGCUGAAGCCGUCAACAGACUACUGCAGGCCAAGGCGGACCUGCACAAGAAAGACAAGGGCGGCAUGACAGCAGUUCAUCUGGCCUCUAAGCAGGGUCACAUCGACGCUCUCAAAGCAUUGCUUUUACAAGGAGUCGAGGUGGAUGACAGAGAUGUGGUAAGUUCUCUCUGUCACAUACUUAUAAAACUGUUACUUGAUAAUUUCCAGAAAGAAGUAACCCCCCUCCACCUUGCAGCCCAAGAAGGGCAUGUGGACGUCUGCAAAAGUUUAGUCAAGUAUGGAUGCAACGUCAAUGCUCAAAAUUUUCAGGGAAAUACAGCUUUGCAUUUAGCAGCCAAUGGAAAUCACAAAGAAGUUGCCAGGGUUCUUGUGGAUGCCAAAUGUGAACUGGACCUUUCAAAUAGUCGUCUUCAAACACCCCUCCAUGUUGCUGUUGAAUGUGGCCAUCUGGAUGUUGUGCAGAUUUUGUUGGCUGGAGGUGCUAGCAUGGACACCAGGGAAAAGUCUGGCAAAAGUGCUCUUCAGCUUGCAGCACGAGGGAACUAUGUGGCAGUUGUGGAUAUGUUGAUCAAAGCAGAGAGAUAUUAUGCCACUGCCAGGGACUAUCAUGAUAAAGAUGUGGGGUAUGUGGACCCGGAUUCCUACUUACGAAAAGCCCAGCACCCUAAUGCACCACAGAUGAAAGAUGUGUUGUGGAAAUUGGCAACAAAACAAUUAAAACCAACUGACUGGAAAAAAUUAGCUUACCACUGGCAAUUUACACCAGAACAUGUGAGAGCAAUAGAGCAAGAGUAUACAGGGACAACAAGCUAUAAAGAGCACAGUUUUCGUUUGUUGAACAUUUGGUUGCAUGGUAUUCGGAAAGAUGAAAAUGUACUGAAGCUUCUCUUUGAAGCUUUAACGGCCAUAGAAAGGAAACAGUUGGCAGAGAGCGUACGCCGGAAAGUAAAUUUGCAGUCUGAAAAACCUUGCUCACCAACAAUAUGCCUAUUGUCGUAGCAGCCACCAAGGGCCUAGAUACUUACCAGUAGACAUUUUACUUGUGAUUUUAUGAUGCAAAUGGCGAAGUUCUAGUGCCUCUGGUGCUGUUUGUCGCCCAUGCUCUAAACAGCCAUUAUCUUGUUAAGACUCAAACAGUUGCAAGCUUUACAGGAAACUUACUGCAGUUCGCCUUUUUUAGGUGUGAGAAUCUAUCAACAGUGCAAGCUUUACAUUGUGCAAAUACUUUACUUGUCCUCUUCUUGUUACUUAUUAUGAGAAUGUAUGAUUGAUUGGAGUACCAGAGAACCAGAAGCAAGCGUAAAGUCUGAAAAUGUUUUUGUACAUUGAAUUUGUGAGAAGAUGUGUGCAUGAAGGCACUUGUCUUUAGUCUGAACUACUGCAUUUCGAUCUUAGUUAGCGCUUUUUUCUGAUGGAAGUGGGUGUGUCAGUACAACAAAGUAUCAAAGCAAACUGUGAGUUGUGUGGACAAGAGAAAUUUCAGAAAGGUUUCGAGAGGUGAAUGUAUAUAUCAUGUCUUUUGAAAAGCUUUGAAAAUGCACAGAUCUUGUCAAAAAUGCAUGGUGGAUCAUCUUCAUUUACCACAGCAGGGUGUAUCAACACUCGUCCAAAGUCAGGUCAUUUCAUGGUCAUCAUCCCACCGAUGGACGUUUAUUUCAACCUCGUCAUGCCAUAACACAUCAUAAGACAACAGUAAAAGAAGGAGAGGAAGUGCGUGUGUGUAUGUGAGUGUGAAUGUGUGUGUGUGUGUGUGUGGGG
This is a messenger RNA of Aplysia californica (California sea hare), 6074 nucleotides long. RefSeq names its product NK-tumor recognition protein. Bases 999 to 5315 code for a protein of 1438 amino acids. Gene Ontology annotation, biological process: signal transduction. Lineage: Eukaryota; Metazoa; Mollusca; Gastropoda; Aplysiida; Aplysiidae. The transcript has 17 exons. Gene Ontology annotation, molecular function: protein binding. The record is from RefSeq and is a predicted model, not a curated record.